Podarcis lilfordi (Lilford's wall lizard) is the source of this 3728-nucleotide messenger RNA. The record is from the annotation of a GenBank genome assembly. NCBI's taxonomy places the organism in Eukaryota, Metazoa, Chordata, Lepidosauria, Squamata, Lacertidae.
AUGCUUGUGAGCACUCCUCUUCUACAGCACACGAAGGUGCAAAAUUUGCCUCAGACACUUAAUACCAAACACACAAAGCUGCUUUGCACAGGUUCAGAUCAUUUUCCAUCUAGGCCACACAGACGUAUUAGCGUAAGCACUAGAUUGGCUCUGCACAGCCCUGACCUCACCACCACUUUCCCCUUCCAGUACAUGGAAGUGAUGCUCCCUCUGUCAAAUGUUGUUGUUGCAGCUCCACCCAACCAGGUGAGCUGCUCUUGAUCCCUCAUAAUAGUAUACAGCAUUUUAAAAAUGGGUGAGAUUUCUUCUCGUGGUAAGUCUCAUGAUUUUUAUUUUUAAAAUCUUUGGCCCUUUUCACUUUGUUUUUAGCUAAGGAAUCUUUCUGCCCAUGUCAGACCUUUCGCCCACAGAAAGUUAUAGUACAUUCCUCCACACAAGGAAAAGAUAACAAGGAAAGAAAAGGAGAAGGAAAUCAGAAGAAACCAAGCUGGUUAGUAAAGAUAAUAUUGUCUAUACUGUCUGCUUAUGAAAUGAAUGAAUGAAUGAAUGAAGAUGAUCUGGAUAAUUGGGGGGAGUGAAUAGAAUUCAAAGCAGAAUUCAUAGUUAGCCUAGCCCAAAGACAAUAGGUGGUAUCUAAUGAAGUAGUUCCAUCAGUGGUGGAGCUUGGGGUCUCAAAUUUCAGUGGAGCCCUGCGCAACUUCAAAAUUCACCACCCUCCCCUUUUCGUGCUCCAUUCUAAAUCAUAGUUGUGGUGUCCCCAGUGUUGCCACUCCCCUAAAUCCGUUCCAUUAGGACAUGAAUAAGAGAAAACACACAGGCCUGGACACAAAUCAAUACACAAAAGAGAAAUGUCAAUAUAUACACAUCCUUUAAUUUAGGUAAUCCCAUAAUGACCUAAAGAAUUUAAAAGCAACAUUCAUAUUAGCAAUACCUGGCAAAGUCAAGAUAGUUUGGACUGUUUAUAAAACCUCAGGCUAUAUGGAUCAUUUGCGUUUACCUUACCAUGGAACAACUUGCCCUUUCCUUUUUGCCUCCAUCAACCAUUUGCUCUCUAUAACCUUGAAAAUCUUACAGCCACUGAUCUUUUGUCCUGAAAUUUCCUUUGCAUAUAAUUGAAUGCACAUUUGGAAGGUUACUAUAUAUUUAUAAAGUGGUUGGUGUGCGGGAAUCAAAUCAAAGACACAGAAUGAAAACCUGAGUGUAUUUGUAAUCGAUUUAGCAACUGCACACAGGGUCUAUUAAGUAUAACCCAUGAGAGAGAGAGAGAUUUUGUUCUGUUACGUUCUCGUCCCCAGAAACUCAGUGUGGCACUCGAGCCUCACAAUACCCCUUUGAAGUAUGCUAUACCAAGAAAGAGUGAUUUUCCCAGGGCUACCCAGUGAGCUUCAUAUGUGAGCAGGGAUUUGAUGCAUCGAAACUCAAGAGUACAGCCAUAACUCUCUCUUGGCUCUCUUGUCUUCUUAAAUCCUACGUACACUCUGCAUAUAGGUCAACAGGAAGCCACACCUGACCCUCCUUUUGCUGUAGGAAUUGAUCUUGGUCUCUUCAUCUUGCCAACCUUAAGUUUAGUUCACCCCAUUUCCACAGCAUUUUUCCCCCCUUCUUUUAAAAGCUGCCACAAAAAUUCAGGUAGAUGAUAUUCUGUAUCAGUUUGCUGACAGACUGGCUCUCUCCCCCAUCUGCAGUGCAUACAAAUAGUCAAAAAUUUGAUUUUGUUCCCUCAAGGAACUCUCUAAUAGGGUGCACCGCAGUAACCAACCCAGUGCACACUGAAUUUUAAAUGCACACAGCAGCUCUCCAUCUCCUUUGGAUUUGAUCAGAAAUGAGGAGGAGAACAAUAAGAUUUAGGGCAUGUGUUGUGUUGUAGGCGGAGCAGCUCGUGGGCACAUAGAGCUAUAUAUAUAGAUGCCUGAGCUGCGCAGCUCAGGAUCCCAGAUAGUUUUGCUGUGGGCUGCAACCCGUCUGAGAAUUUUUCUCCAUCAUGAAGCUGACACUCAUCCUGCUCAUCGCCCUAGCAUGCUACUGCUCUUCAGGUAAGCAUCACUACUGAGACUUCUGGCUCUCGGUUUCAAUAGACUCAAGAAGCAAACAUUUAGUAGCAUGGCAUAACAUUUCCAAAGAUGCCAUUUGUAAAUGAAAUACAGUAGAAUCUCGGUGAAAUGAACUCCCAAGAGCUGGACAUUUUAGGCAAUGAGACGUCCUGGACCAGCUCCGCAGGGCCUCCACUCAAGUACAGCACAAUGCAAAGUAGGCUUACUCAAAAGUAAGUCCUGUUGUGCCCAAUGGGGCUUUCUUCCCAGUGGCCUGCAAAAAAAGAUGCAAAAAAAAAAAAAAGGAAAAAAAGGCUCCUGUACCUUUAAAAAUUUCAGCAGGUGUAGUUUGGCAUAGGAGGUGCAUCUGCAGAAAUCUCCUCUUUUACACAGCUGUUAAAAGGUGCAAGAGCCCUGUCCUUUUUUUAUAACCUGGGCACCCUAAAAAUCACUGAAGAUGAUAGUCAGUUUAAGUGGACUACAACAGGACUCAGUUUGAUCUAGUGACAUGUGCAUUUUAUGGUAAGUUAAGAUGUCAUAUUUAUGGCCUCCAAUUUAGAAAUUACUCGGCUGUGAAAAGGCCAGUUUUGGUUAGUGCUACACAGAGGAAGUAUAGUAUUCCCCCCCCCCCCGCAUCUACGGACCCCAGGAAACAUAGCACCCUCUGGUCAGGGCUGUGUGUCCCUGACAUACAAACAUGGUAAGGAAAGAACAUUUAAACCAUCCUCAUGUGGUGUCAACACAAGAAAGUGCUUUUCCCGUGGAGCUUUCUUGCAGAGACAUGGGCAUCCAAGCUGGAGCUGAGCUGGGCCCUCUCAGCUGAAUCAUAUUAUUUCCAUCCAGUUAUCAGGUGAUUAUUUCUUUUUUCUAAGAUGACAAUAAAGAGUUUAAAUAAAACAUGUAUAAAGUAUUAAAAAUUCAGUUUUUGUUUUUGUUUUGUUUCCUCCCCCCUCCCCCCCCCCAGUUUAUUCUGAGCUAUGUCCUUCUGUCCAGAAUUCAGUGACUGCAUUCCUUUCUGGAACAGCGGAUGACUUAAAAGAGGAGCUUAAAAAACACGUACCUCGUUCAAAGUAUGGGAUAACCAAUGCACAGAAGGUGCAAAGUUGUACCCAGGAUGAAUUUACAGAAAAGGAAAAAGAGGGGUUAUAUGAUCUUGUGGUAAUUAUCUAUUUUGCCAUUUUUUUCUUGCCUGUGUUUGGGUAUUUAUUAUACCUUGUCUUUCAUCCCGUCAAACUUUAUUUGCAGUCUGCUAUUUAAAAACAUUAUUUUAGCAUGCAUGUGCCACAAGUUAAUAUCUGAUGAUCUAAAAAGGAUCUAAAUUCUUUGUCCUGCCAUCUAUAUUACCAGAGCCUUCUCCAUAUGUCAGAGACUAAUUCAGGUCAUACAGUAAUAACUCUAGUUUAAUAUGCAUGCAGCAGGCCUGUGCCAUCAUAUGGAAGACCCAUCUUUUCCAACCCUAAACCUGCCCAGUUGUUCUGAUGGUUGAGCCAAGUGAAUCGAGGCAAAGUUGCCUUUUAUUGACUUUCAGUCAUUUUCACCAUGGCAUGAUCUUCUACUGUUCAGGAAGCAAUCUGUUGAGUAAUGCUUGCCAAGAACCAGCUAGUCCCAACCUUCCUCAUUUCCUUUAUCGCCUGUACUUACAUGUGUUUCAUUUCAUUUCAGAAAAAGAUGGUUGACAAAUGCAGCAGCGACGAGUAA